This is a messenger RNA of Condylostylus longicornis, 813 nucleotides long. RefSeq lists its product as uncharacterized. The coding region runs from base 1 to 813 and encodes 270 amino acids. Lineage: Eukaryota; Metazoa; Arthropoda; Insecta; Diptera; Dolichopodidae. The transcript is spliced from 6 exons. The record is from RefSeq and is a predicted model, not a curated record.
AUGAAGACAAGAGGUUUUGAAAUGCAGACAUUGUCAAAUAAAGCAAAUAGAAUGAAUAAAUCUUUGUUAUGUAAACCUAAUAUUUCUAAUAUUCUAAAACUCUCAAGCGAUAAUGUUUCCGCAGUAAUCAAUUCAUGUUCUAAGGAGCCAUAUGAGAAAAUACUUGCUGAUCGCAAUAGGCUACGGUCUCACUUGUGUCGCAUAAUAAGCUGUCGCGGUAAAAUUAAACUUAUGAUAGAAAAAGUAAAAAAAACGGAUUGGUUGGAAAUGCAGCUUAAAUUGACAAAACAGAAAUGUUUAUUUUACCAAGUGCUUGUAAGAAAACAAUUGCAAAUACACUUGGAAAACGAACAAUUGAAAAAGCAAAUGAAAAACGUCGAAAAUAUUAUUUGUGAACAUCAUGAAUUAAAAACAAAAAUCAGUGGAAUAAUAUUCAAAGUUUCCAAUAAGACAAAGGGUUUAGAAAAGGAUCUAGAAAUAGCAAAUGAGAAAAUUUAUUUUUACGAAAAAAUAAUACGAGACUAUGAAUUUCAAUUAAAAGAAGCCAUGAUUGCUAUUGAAGAAUUAUUACAUGAAAACCAAAUCAAGACUAACAUUUUCGACGAACAGGAACAUUUGGUGAACCAAUCGGAAAUAAUGACAAAAGAAAUGCAUUUCAAUUUGGAAGAAAACCAAACAUUUCAAAUAGAACUUGAAAAUACAAAAAAGGAAUUAAGCGAUUUAAGAUUAAAAUGUGGUGAAGAUGAUGAAAAAAUGUCAUGUUUAUCAAAUGAAAAUCAAAACAUGAUGAAGAAAAUGGAGAUAUUAAAUUGA